Messenger RNA from Seriola aureovittata, 3108 nucleotides. It is a transcript of the gene gghl, whose product is annotated as gamma-glutamyl hydrolase. Bases 1857 to 2813 code for a protein of 318 amino acids. The transcript has 9 exons. The record is from RefSeq and is a predicted model, not a curated record. Gene Ontology annotation, biological process: tetrahydrofolylpolyglutamate metabolic process. NCBI's taxonomy places the organism in Eukaryota, Metazoa, Chordata, Actinopteri, Carangiformes, Carangidae. Gene Ontology annotation, cellular component: vacuole. Gene Ontology annotation, molecular function: gamma-glutamyl-peptidase activity.
AAAUGAGAGGUUUGUGAUAAUUUUAUUAAACAAAGCUUUAUUUAGGAAUAUUUACAAUAUAAAAAUGUGUUUAUACCAAAUAAAAAGGUGUUAAAACUAAUUUCCCUUCACAAAACAGGACCAUAAGAUUAGUAAUAAUGCAGAACCUGUUCAUAAUCAUCAGAUUGCCAAACCCAACUGACAUGCAAUUAAUGUGGCCCCCGAGGGGCUGUAAAUGAAGAAGCCUUGGUGCAAAAGCUUGCAAUGAAUGCAUUUAACAAAUAAAAGACUAGAUCUGAAAAAAAGAAUAGAAAGAAGAAUGGCUCAAAUGUUACACAAUCACUACAGCGACUGGACGGUGACCACCACUGACUUAAUGCACGUUGAUGCUGAUUCAAGGAAUCAGUGGCGGAAGAGGUACUCAGAAGUAGUCAUUUACUUAAGUAAAAGUACCAGUACCACAGUGUAGAAAUACUCUGUUACAAGUAGUAUUAGCAUCCAAAUAUACUUACAGCAACAAACUCACUCUGCAGAAUGUAAAGUAACUCGUGACUAAAGUUUGAAAAUAAAUGUAGUUGAGUACAAUAUUUCCCUCUGAUGUGUAGUGAAAUAUAAAGUAGCAUUAAAUUAAAAUACUCAAUUAAAGUACAAGUACCUGAAAAUUGCACUUAAGAACAUUACUUGAAUACAUGUACUUUUUUUUUACUUUUCAACACUGCAAGUUAUGCAAGUUAUUCCACUAAUGAAUCUUGACUUAACUUGGAAAGAGAACCAGAGCAGACAGCAGCAUUUUACUACCAAAUAUACUGGAGACCACAACAUUAACCUGGGACAGACAGACUGGUGUUUGUGGCUUCCAAUAAUCAUGAUCAUAUUAUCAAGUUAUUUUAUUUGGACUGCUUAUUCUAGCUAAUUGGACCAUUAGCUAAUUUUGACCCAUUUGCUGUUGACAUUAAUCUUGAAUUAAGCAGUGAAUGAAUGAAUGAGUAACUGUACCCUCUCCAUACGACUCCUUAACAAAAUAAUCAAGUUUAUCGAUAAUUUUUAUAUAAUUAACUCAAGGUCCACUUUUAACUUUUAACCACAUCCCACAGUCUUGGUCAGUGGAUGAAGCUCAGUUGUUAUAAGACAUUUAACUCCUGUUACCCAAUCUAUGCAGGAACUUAAGUGUCUGUUAUCUGUUACAGUAAUUGCAUUGCUUUCAGUACUUUUUUAGAAAAGUACUGCAUCAGUUAGAUAUAAUUUUGCUUCCUUAUAUGGGCACACACAUGAUGCUAUCCAAAAAUGAACAGAUUCCCAAAAAUGUCAGCAUUAUUGGGAGAAGGUGUAAAUUUUGUAUUCAUUUAUUUAAGGAUAGAAAUUCUCGGAGUGAUAACCCCUAAUGUUAUGGGAGUCGGGAGAACAGACAAAACAGGAGCACUCUUAGAGUCUGUGCACACCUCUACAGGAAGCUUCCUACCUUUAAAAUACAAAAAACUCUACUUUUUUCACUAAACAUGUUUGAUAGCAGUUUCAAGCCAAGUCUGCCAUGUGACCUGAGAGUUAAAUGCUUUUAUGCAAUAUGUUUUGCUUUUAUUGCAAAACCCAAAAACUGCUGCUGUGUUUCCUGCAGAUUAAUGAUCAAAAUUUCACCAAAAAGUCCAUGCUGUCAGCAACAUAUUUAUGUUUACCUCAGCAGCCAACUUGCCUGACCGGUAUGUGCAGUGCAGGAGUGAUCACAUGUAAAUCUGGACAUUCCUCACUUCCCUGUACUGACUAUAUCCUCUUCUACCGUAGCAUAUAUAAGUCUGCUGCAGGUUCUUUCAUAAUCACCGCUCUCUAACAGCCUCAUAGGACCCAUUUGCUGAAUUAAACCUUGACUGAUCGGAGGUGAAAACAUGUCAAACGUGGCAUUUUCGGCAUUUGUGUGUUUAUUUUUUGUCUGUUGCAGCAGAGCUAUGCCGACUGCACUCAACCAGGAGGCUGUGAAUGAAAGACCUGUGAUCGGGAUUUUGACUCAACUAGUUUCAGAUGAUGUCAUGAAACCAUUCGGGAGGACCUACAUACCUGCCUCCUAUGUGAAAUACAUUGAGUCUGGGGGCAGCAGAGUGAUGCCUAUCAGGUUGACUCUUACUACUGCUGAAUAUGAAAAUAUCUUCAAGAAGAUAAAUGGCCUGCUCUUCAUCGGCGGAGCUGCAGAUUUGGAGGCAUCAGACUAUGCCAGGGUGGCGAAGAUCUUUUAUAGACUUGCUCUGACGGCUAACAAUGCGGGUGACUUCUUCCCAAUCUGGGGUACAUGCAUGGGGAUGCAGCUACUGACUGUCCUGGUGGCUGGUGAAAAUCUGCUGGCAAACACCACAGCUGAGAACAUAGCGAUGCCCCUCAACCUAACCAGAGAGGCCCACUCCAGCAGGAUGUUCCAGGGUUUUCCAGACGAGCUGAUGAAGACUUUGACCCAAGAACCUCUGACUGGCAAUUUUCACCACUAUGGAGUUAUAGUAGAGACCUUCCAGGAAAAUGAGAAGCUGCAGAAUUUCUUCUCCGUCUUGUCUACAAACGUUGCUGAAAACGGAGCCCACUUUGUCUCAACCAUAGAAGGUAAGAGAUAUCCCUUCUAUGGAGUACAGUGGCACCCAGAGGUGAAUCGUUUCCAGUGGGACAAAAAGCUGAACUUUCCUCACUCCCCUCACGCUAUUCAGUUAUCGUCUCUCCUGGCUGAGUUUUUUGUCAAUGAAGGAAGGAGAAGUUUACAUCAGUUUGACAAUCCUGAGGAAGAGGCCUCGUCACUCAUUUACAACUACAUGCCUAUCUAUGCUGGAAACUUCACAGGAUAUGAGCAGCUCUAUUUCUUCUGAGAUCCUCCAGUGGUUGACUUUGUGUGUCACCCUGUGCAUGUACAAAACAACGCUUUUCAUACAGUUUAUUGUGCAACACAACAUUUGAGCCCAGAACUGCACACAGAAAGUCUGCUGGUUCUAAUCACAGUUAGGCCUCAAACCCAAAGUUUGAUUUCAGCCAUGUGUGUGCUGACUCAGACUUCAUUUUAUUACACUGGGGAGAAGUUUCUGCACCAGUGUUUUUUUUUUUUACUCUCUUAUACACACUUUAUAUAAAUUUGACUACUUUUAGGUCAUUAAAGAAAUAAAGGAU